This is a messenger RNA of Amoebophrya sp. A120, 4752 nucleotides long. The record is from the annotation of a GenBank genome assembly. Lineage: Eukaryota; Dinophyceae; Syndiniales; Amoebophryaceae.
UGAAAUUCACAACUUUAGCGGCUCGGUGCACCACUUGUCGGUCGACUAAAAUAGAUACGAAUACAAUGAUUUUGCUUUGUCACCGCAUGGCUGGUUGUAGUGUUUGACGAGCCGUAACCUCUUCGCAAGGCUUGUGCCUGCGCUUGGGCAGCGGUGCCACGACACUCCGAAUCAUCUGAGCCCGAUUUCACCACGGAGGUGCAGUACAGUUCCGGGAAAGCGAAAGACGAGCAAAAGUAGAAGAGCAAGACAGAAACGGCCAGGAUGGUGUACAUUGAGUACAGCCCCUUCGGGGUGGUGUGGCCGUCCUUGUUCGGGAGCGUGGCAUGCUUUUUCUUCAUCAGCUUUCUCUACCGACGUUUGAUGGCUGCCCGCACCGGUAGCCAGAUCGGGCACCCGAAGCUGGACCGCUUGGCCGCGCAGAUCAAAUCGGGCGCAACGGCGUUUCUGAAAGAGGAGUACCGCGUUUUGGGCGUUUUCGUCGCGGCUUCCGCCUUCCUGCUUUUCAUCGUGUUCGCGUCGAAGCAGUCCGCGGUGAUCGGGUUCCGCGUCGCGCUGUGCUUUCUCUGCGGCGCGUCUCUGUCCGCGCUGGCGGGCUGGUGCGGCAUGAGCGUUGCGACGGACGGCAACGUGCGCACCACCGUUGCGUGCACGGAGGGCACGUUGAAUGACGGGCUCGUGGUGGCGUUCACGGCCGGUAGCAUCAUGGGUUUCGCGGUCGUCGGGCUCGGCCUCGCCGGUCUUUCCCUCGUGUUCCUCUUCGUCGCGACGGGGCACGAAUACCUGCACACGAUGCAGGAGCUGGCCGGGUUCGGGUUUGGCGCGAGCAGCAUCGCGCUGUUCGCGCGCGUGGCCGGCGGGAUCUACACGAAGGCGGCGGACGUCGGGGCGGAUCUGGUGGGAAAGGUAGAGGCGGGAAUCGACGAGGACGAUCCGCAUAAUCCGGCCGUGAUCGCGGACAACGUGGGGGACAACGUGGGCGACGUCGCCGGUAUGGGCGCGGACCUUUUCGAGUCCUAUGUAGGCAGUGUGAUUGCAGCGGCAACGCUCGCAUCGCUCGAGAUGGAGGACCCAAUGGUGAAUCGAAAGGUAAGGUGUAGGUGUGCAGAAGGUGAAAGAUAGGCCCGUUUUCUUUUUGUUGAAAUACGACGAGCGCGACAGUGGUGGCCAUGUUGUGCCAGUGAAUCCAAAGCUUGAAGAAAAACAAUUAUCGCUUCAGGUCGCUUUACCCUUUUACCUUUCCGGUAUUGGUGUUGCCGCUUCGAUCGUCGGUUAUUUUUAUGUCAACACAUCCGAAGCGGGAAACGGCUGGAACACAAAUCUGGGGCAACUGAUGUGGGCACUGGAGAAGGGUAUGUUCGUGGCCGGCGGAAUUUUUCUGGCCGCGGCAUUGUUCCUCUGCCUGGUUAUGUUCGGGUUUAAGCUGGGCAUUCAGCUGUGGCUCUGCGUGGGCUUCGGUCUCGGCGGGGGGAUGCUGAUUGGCAAGUUCACGGAGUACUUCACCUCGUUCGAUUUUGGGCCCGUACAGAGCAUCAAGGACCGGGGCGUCACGGGCCCCGCGACCGUGAUCAUUCAGGGCAUCGGGGUAGGGAUGAUCUCCUGUGUGCCCCCAGUGGUCACGCUCGUGCUACUCAUCUUGCUCUGCUCAAGCCUCGGUAUAGAAACUACGUUUCUCCUGCUGAAUGCAACAGCAGUUUGGGACUGAUUUGGCUGAAGAUCAUGCCGUACAACUUACGGCUAACAGACGAGACGUACAGCGCCGCACUUUGGAUCAAAAUACUCAAUCCCACACAAUGACCCCUUUUGUAUACAAAACACAUCAAACAGGCGGUCUCUACGGGGUGAGCAUCAGCGCCGUUGGUAUGCUGUCCACACUUGGAAUUACACUCGCCACCGACGCCUACGGACCCGUCGCCGACAACGCGGGUGGCCUGGCGGAGAUGGACCCAAGUAUUCCGGACGAGGUCCAUAUGGAUGUGUCAGGUUUGAAAUCGUCAAAGUUGAAAUAGUUUGCCAUGCAUAAAACGGAUACCAGUUAGACCUACAGCUUGUAGUCGGCGCAUGACAAAUUUUCCCGGUCCUGGAAGCGAUUCUGUCAUGCGGUUUAGGGCAAAAGAGCUGCCUUCUGUCAUGCUAGCUUGCAGUCCGACUUUAUUUAACCCUUGCCAGGACUAUAAUCUGCCUCCCGUGCGUCCUCUGCAAUAGAGUCAGUUUUUGUAUCGCAUUUUAUGCAAGACAGACCAUUUCAACUUUGACGAUUUCAAUCCUGGCACUCCCAUAGUCCGCGGGAAAACAGACGCGCUGGACGCGCUGGGAAACACGACGGCGGCGACGGGAAAGGGGUUUGCCAUCGCGUCUGCCGUCUUGACCGCCCUCUCCCUGCUGGCGGCGUUCGAGCACGAAGUGGAUCCGACGCGGGCGAUGGACUUCCGGGUCGGCGACCCGGUGAUCUUGUCCGGUGUUAUUUUCGGCGCCAUGCUGCCGUUUCUGUUCGCCGCUCUGACCAUGAUUUCCGUGGGCAAAGCGGCGGCAGAGAUCAUCCAGGAGGUCAGGAGGCAGUUCCACGGCGGGGUGCCAGGAUUGUACGAGUGUAUCGUGAAGGCCAGCAACGGCGAACCCAUCCCCGAGGCCGAGGACGUCAUGCCGGACAGUGAUACGUGCGUCGCCAUCUCUACGCGCAGCUCUUUGCGGGAAAUGCUGGCACCCGGCGCGUAUGAUUCAGCUUUCAUUUCGCAUAAGAUCCUUGUUUCCCCUUCGGAAGAAUCUGAGUGAAUUCGGUAAUUGAGUGCGGUUGGAGUUUAGACUUGCUGUCAGACCAAAAAUUUUCUGUCUUGUUCCCAAACUAUCAGAUACGCCAUUCUUGCACCACUCUUUGUCGGGCUUUUUGUUGGUCCUCGAUGUCUCAUGGGAGUGCUGGCUGGCGCGAUUGCCUCCGGGUGCAUGAUGGCGAUCAUGAUGUCGAAUGCGGGUGGCGCAUGGGACAACGGCAAGAAGCUUUGCGAAAAACUCCAGAUAAAAAAGACCGACCAAGGAAAGGCUUGCGUGGUAAGAAGGCGAUGUUCAGGAACGAGAGGAGUGUGUGUGUGUAGAGAUCGCGUUUUGAAUUUGCAGAGUGCUGCGGGGAUGAGAUAUGAUUCAGAUGAAGAAUGAUGAUGAGUACCACUCUGCGUUUCGAUUUCCAUUUCUCAAGGUCGGCGACACGGUUGGCGAUCCGUUCAAGGACACAAGUGGCCCGGCGCUGAACAUUUUGAUAAAGCUGAUGAGCAUGAUUUCCCUCACGAUUGCGCCCCUGAUCCGCGGGCACGGGGACUUCGAGGAAUGGUAUGGCGGCCUCGUUCCCCUAGGGCUUUUUGUCGGGAUUACGUACUAUCUCGUGAAAAGCAGAAUUCUCUCGUGGGACGACCCACUGGCGGCCACGCUGGCCUCCGCAGUCGACGCGAAGGGCGGGAACGCGACUGGCAGUCCCGUGACCACCGCGCCAGGAGGAGUUCCGAUGCGGCCGAAGAACUUGCGACUCGAGGAGGGCGUGCCGCUGAACGGCCACAGCCCGUCGAGUAAGCCCGGGAAUGUGUAUUCCGAGUAAAAACAUCCCCACCCCAGAGUUGUCAUGCAAAUUUGCAUGCCAAAAAAGUUUCUCCUGCGAAGCCCCAUGAGAAGCUUUUUCUAGUCGCGUUUUGGGAUUCAUUUGUGAUGCUAGAAAUAGCAUGAUAUGCUAGAUCUGUGAUGCUGCUGAGCUAGCUAAACAGGAUCACACUACGAGGCCAAAGUUGUCAUGCGAAACAACCAAAGUUGGCCGAUUUGUCUAGCAGAUUUUCGACGUUGACUCUGGUGUGGGGAUGUUUUUACUCAGGAUAAUGUGCCAGACACCGUCAUUGGCCACGUAGUUGGAGCACCGGGUGGAACCGGCGUGCAGAGCUACGAAUUCCAGGUAUUAAGUUGUUGCUUCAUGUCUUAUUUCCGUAGUGUUUCAUGAAGUGAAAAUAAAUUACUUAAUUUGCUCGCUUUCGCUGUACGGCGAGCUACAGGUUCUCUUUUUCAUCUUUCGCGUAAAAUUUCUUUUUGCCGAAAGUACGUGAGAGUGAGGAGAAGAUGGUGUGCGUGCAUUCUUUUUGUUGAAUAUUCAGGACGUGAUCCAGGGUGCAUAAACUACCGCAGGAGAUGCCCGCUCCGCAGUCCGUGGCCAUUGGCAGACCUCACGACGGCGCAGCAGAUGCGGAUCAACGGAUGGCCAUAGAAAACCAGCAAGCUGCCAUUGCGGACCGCGGAACCGCACCAGGCGGCAGUUCAAGCACGGCGCUCGCCAAUACCUGAAAGACAAAGAUCAUCUACUGCACCAAAGCGUCAUACAUAGCACGUCUUCUAGUGAAACAGCAGAAUGUUGGCAAUGAGAAGUUUUUUGAAAAUGUAACCGCAAUUAUGUACUACGCAAGUACCUCGGUGCUGUUGGUCCUGGAUCUAUGUUUUGCUUUCGGGGACGACAAAAUUGUCGUCAGGAUAUUUUGCUGAAUCGUCGAAGAGUGCUUGCUGCGACUGUAAAUGCUAAGUUCUUUUCUCUUCUAGUGAUAGAUUCUGAAUCCAAGGGGUUAGACGUUCAAUGAAGCGUGCCUCUACAAACCUGCAACUGUAACUUGCUAGAUGAGUGGUAACUCGCGAGUAGGGCGAGGAUAUGAUAUGACGUCCUUUAGAGGAGCUGUCGGACCUCAUCAUGUCAGAUUCUAGCGAACUAUGGUGCGUACUUAUGGUUGUACUGAC